This is a messenger RNA of Chroicocephalus ridibundus (black-headed gull), 1547 nucleotides long. RefSeq names its product FERM domain containing 8 (gene FRMD8). The record is from RefSeq and is a predicted model, not a curated record. Gene Ontology annotation, biological process: negative regulation of canonical Wnt signaling pathway. Gene Ontology annotation, cellular component: plasma membrane; cytoskeleton. Lineage: Eukaryota; Metazoa; Chordata; Aves; Charadriiformes; Laridae.
GAGCCCCCCCCGGGCCCCACCGCGGCCGAGCUGCUGCUGCGCCUCCAGGGGGCGCUGCGCCUCCCGCCCGCCGCCGGCCGCGCGCUCGCGCUCUGGAUGGGCUCGCGCCUGCUCGAGGUGCAGCUGAAGCCGCGGCACCGGCCCCUGGGGCUGUUCCGGCGCUGGCCUGAGCUGCUGCUGCGCUUCAGCCUGGGCUCCCCCGGGGAGAUCCAGAGGGACGAGCCCUGCCUGCAGCUGCGCAGGAACGUCUUCUUCCCCAAGAGCAAGGAGCUGGAGCUGGAGGAGGAGGAGGUGCUGCGGCUGCUGUACGAGGAGGCGCGGGGGCAGCUGCUGGGGGGGCGCUACCCCGGACCCCCCGAGGGGAUGGAGCUGGGGGCCCUGGUCUGUCGCCUGCGCCUGGGCCCCUUCCGGCCCGGCCACCACUCGCCCCACGGCCUGCGGCCGCUGCUGGGGGAGCUGCUGCCGCCGGCCCCGGGCCGGGGGGGGCUGUGGGGCGCCCUACGGCGGCGGGGCCCCCCCCCCGAAGAGGGGCUGCUCCAGGCCUUCGCCCGCGCCCCCGGCCCCCAGGCCCCCCCCGCGGAGCUCUACCGGGCCUUCCUGCGCCGCUGCCACCGCCUGCCCUACUACGGGUGCGCCUUCUUCCCGGGGGCCAUUGACCGCCCCUCCGGGGGGCUGCUGGGCCGGGGGGGGCUACGGCCCGUCAGCGUCGCCGUGGGGCUGGAGGGCGUCACCAUCAUCGACCCCCGGGAGAAGCACGUCCUGUUGACGCUGACCUACCCCGAGCUGUGUUGGGAGCUGGUGGGCGCCGUGGGGCAGGAGGGGGAUGCCAUGGGGCAGGAGGGGGAUGCCGUGGGGCAGGAGGGGGAGGGCACGGAGCCCCCCCAGCUGUGGCUGGAGUUCGACGGCGACCAUGAGGGUGCCCCCGUCAACCGCCUGCUGCGGAUCUUCUCCCCCCAGGCCGAGCUGAUGAGCGCCCUCAUCGAGUGCUGCAUCGAGCUGGGGGGGGCGGAGCCGCCGCCGGCCCCGCCCCCGGAACAGGCCCCGCCCCCGGACACGCCCCCCGCGCAGGGCGCCCCCUUGCGGCGGCGGGAGAGCGUCACCCGGCCCCGCCUCCAGCGGCUGGCGACCAUCGACUACGUGCGGGAGGGUGAGGAGCUGCGGCGGGUGAAGCCCCCCCGGCGCUCGGCGUCCUUCUUCGGACGGGGGGGGGGCAGCUCCCACGGCCCCGGGGCGGGGGGGGCCGGGGCAGAGCAGGGCUGAGACCCUUCCCGCCCCCCCCUCCCAGUAUGGACUGGGGGCACUGGGAGCCCCCCCAGGACAGACUGGGGGCACUGGGAGCUCCCCCCCAGUAUGGACUGGGGGCACUGGGAGCCCCCCCACUAUGGACUGGGAGCCCCCCCAGCACGGACUGGGGGCACUGGGAGCCCCCCCCCGGGACUGGGGGCACUGGGAGCCGCCCCAGGACAGACUGGGGGCACUGGGAGCCGCCCCCCACGGGACUGGGGGCACUGGGAGCCCCCCCCUCCAAUAAACUCCAGGGACACGGA